Seminavis robusta is the source of this 1844-nucleotide messenger RNA. The record is from the annotation of a GenBank genome assembly. NCBI's taxonomy places the organism in Eukaryota, Bacillariophyta, Bacillariophyceae, Naviculales, Naviculaceae.
UCUCGAGUUUGAUGGCUGUCCUUGAAGAUCCCAUCAAGCACAAUCCCACGCCCCUUCAUUAUUUGAUCUUGGACUGCCUCCAAGAAAGAUCUGCAUCGUGGCACCAUUCUAUCCACCUGAGAAAGGAGCCACAACAACAGAAGGCUUGGACUUCAUCUGCCCCAACUAAAAGAUGGUUCGAUUAUCCCUGCUCCUCUUGACAUCAUUCGUCACUACCACUUUGGCGUUUUCGCCCCACCGGUAUUGCGUCGCUCCACAUCGACAACAGCAACAGCAGCAACCAUCAUGGGCACUCUUUUCCACCAAGAAAAAGGUUCGACGACAACCAUCAUCAUCCACUGAUUCGUCGUCAGGUAUUCUGGAUAUCGAAGAACCGGCUGGCAUUGUAGGCGCCGAAUUCUUUGGGGGUAACAAACAAAAGGAAGAGUUUUACGAUCCAGUCGCCGAAGCCGAGGCGGAUGCCGACGUUCAAGCAGCGGCAACGGUCUAUGAUCGAUUCCAAGAUACCAACGCAUUUAGUAGUCCCUUGGCAGCUCGCAUUGGACGAGCGGUACAAAAUCGAAUCAAUUCGGUACUCUACGUUGUCAUGUCGUCGACUCCAGAACAAGAACAAGACACUACUAGUAUUCAAUAUGCCAGCAAUCUAGUGUGGGAGAGUUGCUUUAGCACCCAAUCAUCAUCGACUCCUCUGGCAGGCUUGGAAGAAGCCUUGAAUUUCUACAAAGGCGUCGAUGUCGCCAUUGUAUCAGGAACACAACUACCGGGUGACAACAACCGAAUUCAGUUGACAUGGCAAAUAUCCGUCGUCUGGCCCAUCUUUUGGGAACCUCGCGUCUUGCUCACGGGGUCCUCGGAAAUCACCCUCCAAAAUAAUAAUCUAGACGACGACGACGACAAAGACGACAGCCUGAUCCGUACAAUUACCAAACAAAUCGACUCGUUAGAUUCUUCCUCCGAUUUGAUAUCCACCAUUGCCGAUCAAUUAUGGCCACGAUUCUGGGAUACCUACCAUAUUGGAAUGACACCCUCUGCCGAAAUCAUGACACGGGUCGAGGACAAAAAGAAGCAACAAUCAGGAUUCCUGCCCAAAAAGUACAAUGUAUUUGAAAUACCCGCUCGAUUGGUCACGGCUCCCACACAGUUGGAUUCCGAGGCGGGUCGCAUCGAUGGAAAUGCCCAAAUUAUACCCAAUCAUGCCUUUUCCUGCGUUGUCAAAACCAUGGGACCACAAAAACAAGACUACGUACCGGCAUCUCCGGUACAAGUGCAGAUUUUGCCUCCUUCCGCAGGAGCUACUCUUCCAAAGAUCAAGUGGUCCAUUCCCUUGUCGGUCGACUUUCAAACCAAUGCCAAAUUGCCCCUGCCCGGUGCUGAUCCGGAAGCUAGACCGGAUUCGGAGCCCCUUUGCGAGUACGAGUUUCAACCACGGCGACUGGUCGCCACGGUCCCAUUCAGUGGAUCACCCCAAGAUGUAGAGAUUGCGGACGCGAGAAAAACGUUGUAUGACAGUGUCAUCAAGGACGGUUUAAAGCCUCUCCUUGAUGAUGAUGGAAGACCUCAAUUCUUCUUUCUGUCGAAUGGCGUCAAAGCUUGUUACACAGAGGAAGGUCUCGGAAUGUGCGUCUACGAAUGGCGACCAAAAUUCGUAGAACCCAAUGAAGUUGGAAUCGAGCUGACCAGAACCGGUAGCUAGCAAGCAAACAAGAAGCAAGCAAGCUAGUGAAAAGGAAAGGGUAGUUCAAUGCUUGCAAGUGGCGCAGCCAUAAGCUACAAAUGUAUAGAAUUUUCGUGUCUGCCGACUGGUUCUGUUGAAAUUGGUUGAACAAAAGUGCGGCUCCCAAACA